Messenger RNA from Paramecium tetraurelia, 288 nucleotides. RefSeq lists its product as uncharacterized. NCBI's taxonomy places the organism in Eukaryota, Ciliophora, Oligohymenophorea, Peniculida, Parameciidae. The record is from RefSeq and is a predicted model, not a curated record. The transcript has a single exon.
AUGAAAAUGGAGAUUAUCACUUUACAAUAGACAAUCAGUCUAUUGAUCAAGUAGAAGGAUGAAUAUGCUGAAUAAAUUGAUUAAUUAAAGUUUGAGAAAAAGCGGAUAUUGAAGGCCAACGAUGAUUAUUAAUAAUAGUUGAAAUAGUAUAAGGAGAAGUUCAAAACUCAGGAGAAGAAACGAAAUGCAAUAUCAGUUGACAAUUAUUCCAUGACUUAAUCAAUUGUUGAAAGGAAAACCUUGCCGAAACUAUUCAAAAGUGAACAAAAACCCAAAUUAAAAUUAUGA